AUGUGGUAUAACGCAGAAGGAAUUAUCUUUGUGUGGUUGCUGUGCGUCCAGUCUAUGAUAACGGCACAUGACCAGAGUACUUGUUAUCUGCCAAAUAACUUAAUUGAAGAGAUAGACUCCUAUGCGCCAACAGUGCAGAGAAUAAUUAAUGAAAGUAUGCAAGGUUCAUUCAAAGGGGCCACAUGGCAAGAUUUAGCGACGUUCGUUGACGAGUUUGGUCCGAGAUUUACCGGUACCCAAGUUCUUGAAGAUGCUAUUGAUUAUGUAUUAAACAAGUCGAUCAGUUUAGGUUUAGAUAAUGUUCAUGGUGAACCAGCCACCGUACCACGCUGGGUCAGAGGUUCGGAAUCUGCAACUCUUUUGCAACCAUGGCAGAAAAGUUUGGCAUUGUUGGGAUUGGGUUAUAGUAUUGGUACUCCGAAAGAAGGCAUAACUGCUAACGCUGUUGUAGUGAAUAGUUUCGCAGAACUCAAGAAAAGGGCAGAAGAGAUUCCCGGAAAAAUAGUCGUGUACAAUCAAAAGUUUAUCUCGUACGGAGAGACCGUGGAAUAUAGAAGCUUGGGAGCUGUAAGAGCGGCAGAAUUAGGAGCUGUAGCUGCUUUAAUCAGAUCAGUUACGCCAUUUUCAUUGUACACCCCGCACACGGGUAUGAUGAAUUACGCAGAAAACGUUACUAAAAUCCCAGCUGCUUGUAUAACUGUUGAAGACGCGACUCUUCUGGGGAGGAUGGCGGAUCGUGGUGAAACGAUAGUGAUAAACUUAAAAAUGGAAGCGAAGAGAUAUCCCGAUACUCAAUCGCGAAACGUUAUAGCAGAUAUCACUGGUACUAGCAUGCCUGAAAAGGCAGUCGUUGUUUCUGGACAUAUAGAUAGUUGGGACGUUGGAAUUGGCGCACUGGAUGAUGGAGGUGGCAUUUUCAUAUCCUGGAACGCAUUAAAAUUAUUGAAACGUCUCGGCAUCCAGGCGCGAAGAACGAUAAGAAUGAUAAUGUGGACUGCUGAGGAACUUGGUCUUAUCGGAGCGGAACAAUAUAUACGAAAUCACGCUGCAGAGAAUGGAAAUAUGCAAUUCGUAAUGGAAUCUGAUUUCGGCACUUUCACACCUACAGGUCUCGAAGUUUCAGGAAACGAAAUGACCAAAUGUAUACUUCAAAGAAUAAUGCGAUUGUUAGCUCCAUUGGGUGACUUGAAAUUGAAAAGUCCAUGCACAGCUCCUGAUAUAUCGUUUUGGAUUAAAGCUGGCGUACCAGGUGGUGCUCUUUUGAAUCGAAAUGAAAAAUAUUUUUAUUAUCACCAUACAAAUGCGGAUACCAUGUUGGCAGAAAAUCCGAAAGCUCUGGAUAUGAAUACAGCCUUAUUCGCAGCGGUAUCGUUUGUUCUAGCAGAUAUCAGCAUUGAUCUGCCUCAACAUAAUUUUACAUCAUAUUAAAAUCAGUUUGAUGUACAUACGUAAUGAUGGAUAUACAGACUUCUGUAUCUGAAUUACUAAUUUUAUCGUCAUGUUUGAGAGCAGCAAGACGGUGAAUUCUAUGUUCAAAUUCACGUACUUUCAUAUAUAAAUCACACAGACAGUAUUACGGACAAUAUUGGGUGAUUUCUAUUUGGUGGCACAA
Molecule: messenger RNA, 1612 nt
Organism: Cyphomyrmex costatus
Lineage: Eukaryota; Metazoa; Arthropoda; Insecta; Hymenoptera; Formicidae
Product: carboxypeptidase Q
Exons: 6
Coding region: 1-1428 (475 amino acids)
Biological process (GO): proteolysis; peptide catabolic process
Molecular function (GO): metallodipeptidase activity
Source: RefSeq, a predicted model, not a curated record